Messenger RNA from Lactuca saligna, 846 nucleotides. The record is from the annotation of a GenBank genome assembly. Lineage: Eukaryota; Viridiplantae; Streptophyta; Magnoliopsida; Asterales; Asteraceae.
AUGUUGCCUCGUGGUUUGGCUGGAAAUCCCGACCUCCGCUGGAGGUUUUAUCGACUGAAAGUGACGGAGAAAGAGGGUGUGCCUGUAUUGCUCACCAGGAAUAGCUAUCUACGAUGCAAUACCUUUGACAAGAUCUUAUGCAGAUUUUUGAGUUUUUGUUUUGUCAGGGCUUGUAGGGGCUGCAGCUCUUCCAUAUCUUGCUUCACAAUAGCUUUUUUACUUGCAACACUUUAUAGUGUCACCAACAGAAGUGGACAAAAAGACUUGUAUAGCUAUGAUCGGAGGAAUCCUUUUGAUUUUCAAAAAGGAUGGUUUUUGUGGGCUGGAAUAGGUCUUGUUGAGCCUUUAUUACUAUCUUACUUGGAGUUGUCAUGGCCUUUUUCAGUGGUGAGCCACCUCAAAGAGAGCUGCAGAAAAGAAGCGGGAAAACACGAUUUAGGGGGCUGGGAGAGUGACACCUGGCGAUUUUGUACUUAUAUUUUAAGUUGGUUUUUCGUUCAUAACUGCUUCUACUCCUUCAUUCCUAAACCCAUAGAGGCGAUUGUUGUGAUUUGGAGUACCAGUGUCAAGAUGGAGAAACCCAAAGGCGACCUGAAAAGAGAUGUCAAGACUGAACUUGAAAACCUUUAUGUCAUUGUCGAAAUAUUCAGAUUCAAGGGCUGGGGCAAAAUUUUCUAAAGAAAAUUUAAAUUGAUGGAUUCCAUUGGAAAAUUGAGACUUUAACCGGCCUGAAUUCCACGGCUUGAAUUUUGACCAUUGGUUUUUCAUCUCUAGCAUUAAGCAUUUAAGUAACAACAUGAAGCAAAGAAGAAAUUUAUGACAUCAAAGGGAAGUCAGAACUCAAGC